This is a messenger RNA of Pelagomonas calceolata, 1630 nucleotides long. NCBI's taxonomy places the organism in Eukaryota, Pelagophyceae, Pelagomonadales, Pelagomonadaceae. The record is from the annotation of a GenBank genome assembly.
AAGCUCAUUACACCUGCACUUCAGAGCACAGCACUUGCAGCUGCACUCAUGACUCUACUGGACCACCAACGCGCCCAAGAGCGCACCGAAGCGGCUGAAGCGCACCAAAAAGACGAAAAGCACGGCCUAUUAAUAACAAAGAAAGACGCCAAAGCGAAGCCGCCGUGCCCGCCAACGAAGAAAUUAAGAUCCCAGGCCUUCGUCCUCGACCAGAUGCGGCACAGCAUGAAGUUCUUCUCUCCCGAACGAGCUAUUGAUGAGAGUGGUGGCUACUUCCACUUCUUUGCGGCGGACGGUUCGAUCUUCGACGCGGACACUAAAGUGUUGGUCACUCAAGCUAGAUUUAUCUUCUCUCUAUCUGUCGCGGCGGAGCACCUGAAAGACCCCAAAUAUCUCAAAGCCGUCGAGCACGGGGUGUCGUGGUUGGCGACGGGACCCCUGCGGAACAAAGCAAAUGGCGCCUACCACUGGGCACUGAAAGAUGGAAAACCGACGUCGUCUAAAAUAUUCACCUACGGCCUCGCGCAGUGUCUGCUGGCCUACGCGGCAGCACUCAGGGCGGGGUGCAAGGCCGCGGCGCCUUACCUAAAUGAGACGUGGGAGACGCUUGAAACUAGAUUAUUCGUGGAAAGGGACGGUUUGUAUGCCGAGGAGGCCUCAUCAGAUUGGAAGAUUGAUAAAUAUCGAAGUGAAAGUGGCAACCUGCACAUGACCGAGGCGCUCAUCGCGUGCUACGAAGCUACGAGUGAUCAAAAGUUCCUCGAUAGAGCGCUGCUCGUCGCGGACCGGAUCUGCAAUAAGGCGGCGGGCCAGACGCAGGGUCUCGUCUGGGAGCACUUCGACGAAACUUGGACCGCGAAUCUCGAGUUCGACAACGACAACGAGGCUCUCAAGAUCUUCCGGCCCUGGGGCUUCCAGCCGGACCCUGUGUGGAAAUCAAAUUUCGGACGCCCCACGCCAUCGACGCGACAUCGUCCCCGCAACUGCAUCUGCUCGAUGGCGUGGAGGUUCCACGCCAUCGACGCGACGUUGUCCCCGCAACUGCAUCUGCUCGAUGGCGUGGAGGUUCCACGCCAUCGACGCGUUGUCCCCGUAACCUAACUCACUGGUUGAUUUCCACACAGGCCUGGCCAUCAGGUGGAAUGGGCGCGCUUUUUGUUGACGAUUGAUCGGCAUUGUAAAGCGGCGGGCCAGGCGCGGUGGUGGCUCUUACCGAAAGCGCGCUUCCUCUUCGACGUCGCUACUGACAAGGCCUGGGACGACGAGUUUGGCGGGCUGUGCUACUCGAUUGAUUUGGAUGGGGCCGUCUGCAACGGCGACAAGAUCUUCUGGGUCCAGUGCGAAUCGAUCGGGACGGCCGCGAUGCUCGCUUCCACUACUGGCGAGGACAAGUAUUGGCAGAUAUAUGAUAAAUUGUGGCGCUACAGCUGGGACAAGUGGGUCGACCACGAGCACGGGUCCUGGUUCAGGCGCAUGAACCGGGAGCACGUGCCGUACUUUACGGAGAAGACCAAGUUGUCGUUGUGUGUGGACCCGGACUUCCACAUGCUCGGCGCCUAUGCGGGUUGUCUGACGUUUAUGAAUGACGCGGGCGUGGCCUAGGUUAUUUAGUAAUUUUCGCUUAGAGAGA